This is a messenger RNA of Tachyglossus aculeatus (Australian echidna), 4274 nucleotides long. RefSeq names its product hyperpolarization activated cyclic nucleotide gated potassium and sodium channel 2 (gene HCN2). Gene Ontology annotation, biological process: transmembrane transport; potassium ion transport. Gene Ontology annotation, cellular component: membrane. The record is from RefSeq and is a predicted model, not a curated record. Lineage: Eukaryota; Metazoa; Chordata; Mammalia; Monotremata; Tachyglossidae. The transcript has 17 exons. The coding region runs from base 1 to 3999 and encodes 1332 amino acids. Gene Ontology annotation, molecular function: voltage-gated potassium channel activity.
AUGCGUGUGUCCGUCCAGCACCCGCUGAGCCUCUCCUCCAUCCCGAUCCCCUCCAAGCCUUUGGUCGAGCCGCCCUUCCUCCCGUCAGCCUCGCCCCCGUGGUCGCCCGCUGUGACUGACAAUGGUCCUGCAACAAAGCCAGGAAACCCUCGCCGGGAAGCGGGGCAGGCCGAGGCCUUCCUGCUGCGCUCCCUUCCCGAGCGCCGGUGUUUGGAAAACAUUCCUCCCACGGAGGCGUUUUGCCUAUUUACGGAGAAGCAGCACGGCUUCGGCUCCGAAAAGUCGGCUAUCCCACCCUCCCAACUGCCCAGCCUGAAUUCCAGGGGUCCCCCUCCUGCCACCUUCUGUGCCACCUUCAGUAGCCCCUCCUCUAGAGCCGCGGUGAAUGCAGACAGGAAGCACAUUCCUCGCAACGGGAAAAUGGAACCCAGAAAUGGAAGCGUCUUCACGAAUGCUCUGCGCACACCUCAGCCAGAGUUUUCCCAGCCCUCCCACCAGACGGGGCCACCUCUCCCCUGGCCCCUGACUGACCAGAACUAUGGGACCCAGGCAACCAAAAGAGGAGAGAGAGUCACUGACCACUUAGAGCGCCGAAUGAGAUUCCAUCCCAUUCCACCACCCAGGCUGGGAAGAGAGGAGCAGCUGCAACAUAAGACCCCCACAAGAACUCGGUGGCUGGUGGCUAUUGGAGCAAUCCCUGCGGCUAUGGCUGGGGGGAUGCUGGAAGAUGCCAGAGUCCUGGAUGGAAUCAGGCCCAAGGGUCUGGACUUGAGGAAUCCAUCCCGUGGUGACAGCCUCCCGAAGAGAGAAUCAAAGGCCCCGGAACCAGACCUCCCCAUCAGCCCGAGCAUUAAGCUGCUCCCAGGGAGUGAUAGGUCUGGGGAUGCCAUGUGCAGACCAGAUGCCACCUCUACUCCUUCAUCCCUCUCAAAUGAGCUGACAGGGAAAUCCCAGUGGGCAGGAACAAGGAAUGGAAGGAUCAACCCCCCGACCCCCGGGGCAAUACAUUGGAAUCUGGGGGUGGGCCCCUCUCCUCCUGCCGGCUCCGCACUCGCCUGCUCCGCGCUGCCAUGGACGGGCGGGCGGGUGCAGCAGCAGCCUCCGCAGCAGCAGCAGCAGCAACAACAGCCGCCGCUGCAGCAGCCCCAGCAACCUCAACAGCCCCAGCAGCCGCCUCUGAGCCGGGCGGCGAGCGGGGGAGACGAGUCCGAGGGGCAGGGGGAGGCGGAGGCGGAGGAGGAAGGCGGCAAGAGGGGCCGGCUGCGGAGCCGGGGCAGCAUGGGCGGCCGGACUAGCAAGACCUCUCCCGGCACCCCGGGCGGGGGCGGGAGCACCCCGGUGGGCAAAGGCAGCUCCAACGGGGAAUGCCGCCGGGGGGACCUGCAGUGCAGCCCGGCCGGGCCCGAGCCCGCGGGGCCCGGGGGAGACGGAGCCGGCGGCCCCCCGCGGGAGCCCAAGGUCUCCUUCUCGUGCGGGGCCGGGGCGGCGGGCGGCUCCCUGGGCACGCUCAAGGCGGCGGGCGACGAGGGCGGCGGCAGCGAGGAGGCCGGGGCCAGCGGCGAGACGCGCGGCAGCCAGGCCAGCUUCAUGCAGCGCCAGUUCGGGGCCAUGCUCCAGCCCGGGGUCAACAAGUUCUCGCUGCGGAUGUUCGGCAGCCAGAAGGCCGUGGAGCGGGAGCAGGAGCGGGUCAAGUCGGCCGGAGCCUGGAUCAUCCAUCCCUACAGCGACUUCAGGUUCUACUGGGACUUCACGAUGCUCCUGUUCAUGGUGGGAAACCUCAUCAUCAUCCCCGUGGGCAUCACCUUCUUCAAGGACGAGACCACGGCCCCCUGGAUCGUGUUCAACGUGGUGUCCGACACCUUCUUCCUCAUGGACCUGGUGCUCAACUUCCGGACGGGCAUUGUCAUCGAGGACAACACCGAGAUCAUCCUGGACCCAGAGAAGAUUAAGAAGAAGUACCUGCGGACAUGGUUCGUGGUAGACUUCGUGUCUUCCAUCCCCGUGGACUACAUCUUCCUCAUCGUGGAGAAAGGCAUAGACUCCGAGGUCUACAAGACAGCCCGCGCCCUCCGCAUCGUCCGCUUCACCAAGAUCCUCAGCCUCCUUCGCUUGCUACGCCUCUCCCGCCUCAUCCGCUACAUCCACCAGUGGGAAGAGAUCUUUCACAUGACCUAUGACCUGGCCAGUGCCGUCAUGCGUAUCUUCAAUCUCAUCAGCAUGAUGCUGCUGCUGUGUCACUGGGAUGGCUGCCUCCAGUUCCUGGUGCCCAUGCUGCAGGACUUCCCCAAAAACUGCUGGGUCUCCAUCAAUGGCAUGGUGAAUAACUCAUGGAGCGAGCUGUACUCCUUCGCCCUCUUCAAGGCCAUGAGCCACAUGCUGUGCAUCGGCUACGGGCGCCAGGCCCCCGAAAGUAUGACGGACAUCUGGCUCACCAUGCUCAGCAUGAUUGUGGGUGCCACGUGCUACGCCAUGUUCAUCGGCCACGCCACGGCCCUCAUCCAGUCUCUCGACUCCUCCAGGCGCCAGUAUCAGGAGAAGUACAAGCAGGUGGAGCAGUACAUGUCCUUCCACAAACUGCCAGCCGAUUUCCGCCAGAAGAUCCAUGACUACUACGAGCACCGUUACCAGGGCAAGAUGUUCGACGAGGAGAGUAUCCUCGGGGAGCUCAAUGGGCCCCUUCGGGAGGAGAUUGUGAACUUCAACUGCCGGAAGCUGGUAGCCUCCAUGCCCCUCUUCGCCAACGCCGACCCCAAUUUCGUCACGGCCAUGCUCACUAAACUCAAGUUCGAGGUCUUCCAGCCAGGGGAUUAUAUCAUCCGGGAAGGCACAAUCGGCAAGAAGAUGUACUUCAUCCAGCACGGGGUGGUCAGUGUCCUCACCAAGGGCAACAAGGAGAUGAAACUCUCCGACGGCUCCUACUUUGGCGAAAUCUGCCUGCUGACCCGGGGCCGGCGCACGGCCAGCGUGCGGGCCGACACCUAUUGCCGUCUGUACUCGCUGAGCGUGGACAACUUCAACGAGGUGCUGGAGGAGUAUCCCAUGAUGCGCCGCGCCUUUGAAACCGUUGCCAUCGACCGGCUGGACCGCAUAGGCAAAAAGAACUCCAUCCUCCUCCAUAAAGUCCAGCAUGACCUCAACUCGGGGGUCUUCAACAAUCAGGAGAAUGAAAUCAUCCAGGAGAUCGUCAAGUAUGACCGGGAAAUGGUACAGCAGGCGGAGCACGCAGCCCUGUACCCGCCCCCCCAGCCCCAGGUCACCUCGGCCAUUGCCACGCUGCAGCAGGCCGUGGCCAUGAGCUUCUGCCCCCAGAUGGCCAGCCCCCUGGUGGGGCCCUUGGCCCUCAGCUCGCCCCGCAUGAUGCGUCGCCUGCAGUAUGCCCAGGCCAUGCCCAGUCCCUUCUCCGUCUCACCCGUCCUGCUCCAGCAGCAGCAGCAACAGCAGCAGCAGCCACCGCCGCCACCGCAGCAGCAACCGCAGCCGCCACCUCCGCCCGCCGUGCCCACACCCCAGGGCCUCCCGGCCUCCACCAGCGCCUUCACCUCAGUGGUGUCCAGCCCCCCGUCCCAGAGCCCCAAGGCCAGCCGGACCUUCCCCUACGGGGCCAGAGGGGAGGCCGGCUCCCAGUUGUCUCUGUCGCAGGCCCGAGGCCCCGGCUCGCCCCAACGCCUGGCCGUCCACAAGAGCACACAGGCCCUGCACACCAGCUGCUUGAGCCAGGAGUCCCGGCCCCUGUCGGCCUCUCAGCCCUCGCUCCCCCACGGGGCCUCCCAGCCACCGGUCCCCAGUCCCCCUCCCUCGGCCCGGGAGUCUAGCAGCUCUGUUGGGGGGCCCCCCCGGCUGGGCCCCGGGGCCCCUCGCCUGGCCCUGCCCCACCAGCUGUCCAGCGGCUCCGUGUAUAUGCCGGGCCUGGCUCAGGACUCCGGGGUCCCCCGCAAGGAUUCGGUGGUGAGCGUGCCUGACACAGACUCAGCCAGAUCCCGGCUCUCCUCCAAUUUGUGACCUUCGCAGCGGCCCAGGAUGGGAAUGGGGGCCGGGGACGGGGAGAGGAAGGCUGGGGACCGAGGGCCAAAGAGAGCAUGUCCAGACCCUUCUUCUCUGGUCAGGAGGAGGGGGAGGGAGAUGCCGCCCCCUCACCCCUCUUCCCAGGACUGACUUGAAGCCCACUCAAGCCGCCUUUCCCUUCGGCUCCCCGGGAGGAGCCGCCCUCUCCCUGCUCCCGACCCCCCCAGGCUCCAGGACCCAACAGGCCUCCCCACGCCCACCCACCCCCGCUC